Molecule: messenger RNA, 2260 nt
Organism: Mercenaria mercenaria
Lineage: Eukaryota; Metazoa; Mollusca; Bivalvia; Venerida; Veneridae
Exons: 4
Coding region: 882-1769 (295 amino acids)
Source: RefSeq, a predicted model, not a curated record
UUUUUUUUUCUAUCACUUCGUCAAAAUGUAGAUUUCUAUAAGCAAAAAUAUAACACUGAAACUUUAUAGUAUCGUGUAUAUCAUACAAGAAAAGAACAUAAUUACGUAAUAUCGCAAUAGAUUAUGUAACAAUAUUGUUUGUUUUAAAACAACACAUUAGAUGACUGAUUGGGCGGACAUGUUCUGCAUCUAUGAUGAGUUUAAGUAAUUUGAAUAAUAAAAUUAUCAUACCUAGGCGAGGAAAAUAAACAAUGUUUGUUCUAUCUAAUUAUUUGAUGUGAUAUCAUUAUUCUAUUUUUGUGGCGUUCCAAAGCACGUGCUGUGAUCUGUGGUAAUAAUUCAAAAUGAUGGGAAUUUAGAGUGCACGAGAAAAUGCGAAACAUGAAUUUAUUUAGAAACCAAUAGUUCCAUUCCUAAACUGUUAGACUGCGGAAUAUUAAAACCUACACAGAACUAAGGUAUUUUAUCGCGAUCAUUCUCAGUAUUUUAAGCAGCUAAUUUGCAUAAUUUAAAACAAAACAGUGACUUCUCUUAGUGGCAGCUCAGCGUCUAUCAGAGCCAAUAUCCGUAUUCUCGCUGUUACACUGGUGAGAUCAAUUCAUAAUAUUCUAUGUGUGUGUAAGUGGAAACACAUAUUUUAUAAUGUUUCAAGAUAAUAAUUGCGCAAAAUAUAAGUUUUCGACGUUAUGCGGCAUUCCGUAUUUUGGUCGCUAUGGCAACCAGAUCCAUUGUGAUAUACCUGAAGAAAAUGUAACGGAAAUGCACGUUGUGCAAUAUUCUCUGUGACACCGCUUAUUUUGUGAACACAAUGUUACAAGAAAUAAACAUGGUUACUUAAUGGUGUUUCUUCAGAAUGUUUACAUUUUUCUGGAUACUCACAGAUGCAUAAAAUGGAUACUCGAGAAGUGUCAGCGAGGAAGUUUGUGAGACAAGCGUAUGGCGUUGUCUCUCUACUACAGAUGUGUCUGGGUGUUUUGCUCAUUGUCUCCGGACUGUUGGCCAUACGGUUUACAGAAGAUGAAUUCCACAUAUCAACACCGCCAUAUUUUAUUGGUGCUUUCCUAGUCGGUGGUCUUGUGGUUUGUGCUGGUGGUUGCUCACUAUAUGUAUAUAUUUCUAAGGCUCCUCUCAGAGACUAUUAUUUCCUGGAAUUGUCAGCUGCGAGGCGGAUACAGAGAGCCGUCACCGGAAAUACCGUGUCCUCCAUUCUUUCAUUAAUUGGUUGUGUUCUUGGAUUAUUUGUUUGUGUUGUAUUCGCUAUCGGGCCAUGUGACACGGAUAUGUGGUUCUCAAAGUGCAGUUUCAAAACAAAUCGAACAGAACAUCGAGCGUUGGCAGUGUUCAUUACUAUAUUUUUGUGUUCUUGUACGAUACUUUCAACAUAUGCUUCUCUAAUGUCCUGUAUUCACGGAUGGGUGUUUGACUUCGAAGCAUGCGCAGUGCAAACGCGCAGCCGGAAACAAAAUGGAGAAGAUCGAAGCGGAAGUCGACCAAAUUCUACUUUUCAACCAUUACCAAUGUUUGAUAUUGAAGAAAAUGUUCAAACGCCAGACGAUGGACAUAUUUCAAACAAUUACAAUAAAACUUCUUCUUUUAAACAAACAAAUGAUGGUCGUCACUUGUCGGAUAGUAGCAACGAAGACCAACACCAUGGAUACGCUAGAAAGCACGUGACUGGUCAACAGCCGCCAUCUUACGUUGCUGUUCUGAAUGAUCCUGCAAUGAAAAAGAAACUCAAAGAACGAAAUAGUCGUCUGCAGGAUCAGUAAAACGACAAUCUGUAUCUUACAUUAUAUUAUAUUUAUAUUUUCAUACAUUUCAUGUCGCGUCCUUGUAUCAUUUGUAAACGAUUUUAUGUUAAGUGUUAUUCAUAGAGUUUUUCAUAACAUGGUUUUCUUAAAAUUUUCUUUUUCAUAUUCAUAAAUCAUUACAGAUAUUUAUUGUGCUAAAUACAUUGACAAAGAUUGUUACAUGAAGCUUUUGAUUCGUCAUAACAGUCUGUGCCCCAAAUAAGUUUGAAAAAUAACAAAUGUCAAAUGUCAAAACCUUAAACGAGAAGGACAAAAUGGAAAAUGACUGUUCAGGAAGAUGCGAAUCAAACGUUUGUUAUUUCUAUCUCUGACGUAUUCAUUAUAGUAUCCUGCAGUCAAUGUGUUGACAUUCGUCUUCCAUAUAGUGUUGCAUUUUCUGUUUAAGUUGUUGGAAAAGUUGACAUUUGUCAUAACUGGCGAACGGUUACUGUUACAUACUAUUUAUCGUA